AUGGCGCCCACGGGCCUCCUCAACUCCUUCCUGGCCGCCAUCCAGGCCUCGCUGUCAGUCCUGCUGGUCAUCUUCUAUGGAGGAGUCGCCGCCCACCUCAAGCUGCUCAAUUCGGCCAAUACAAAGGCACUCUCCAAGAUAUGCGUGCGCAUGUUCCUGCCCGCCCUGCUGAUCGUCAAGAUCGGCUCCGAGUUGCACGUGGGGUCGGCGAAGCGCUAUCUCAUCGUCUUCAUCUGGGCCAUCAUCUGCCACCUCAUCUCCUUUGUUAUCGGCAUCGUCGCACAUUUGUGGCUGGGCAUGCCGGACUGGACCACCGUGGCGCUCAUGUUCAACAACACGACUUCUUACCCGCUCCUCCUGAUUGAGGCGCUGGACGAGACGGGCAUCCUGCGCGCGCUGAUUGUGACGGACGAGACCACCGACGCGGCGGUCGAGAGGGCCAAGAGCUACUUCUUGGUCUUUGCCACGGUCAGCAGCUGUCUGACUUUUGCCGUCGGGCCGAGAUUGAUCGACACGGAGAAUGCGCCGGACGACGACGAAGGGGAGUCCAAGGACGACGCGCCGGAGCCAGACGAGCCCUUUGACGCUGUGGAGCGAGCGUACCGCGACCAUCCAGACGACCAUGCCGGGGAGGUCAACGAGGAGACGGGUCUGCUACAGAGUCCCGACACAUACACCUUCCCGCAACGACAGUCGACCGUCUCCUUUGCCAACUACACCGAGAACUCGUUCUUCCCGUCGACGCGCCGCUCGUCCUUUUCCGGGCGACCGGCGGCCCAACCCUCGCGUCGGUCGUCGAUGGCCGCCGUGACCCUGCAACGGCGGGCGUCCAUCGUGCCCAAGAAGCAGUGGUACAAGCUCGGCCCGCGCGCCAAAUGGUGGCUGCUGUUCAUUUCGGACUUCUUCAACGCGCCGCUCCUGGGCGCCCUCGUCGGCGUGGUCAUCGGCCUGAUCCCGGUGCUGCACCGCGCGUUUUUCAACGACACUUACGAGGGCGGCAUCUUCACCGCCUGGCUGACGGCCUCGCUGAAGAACAUUGGCGGCCUGUUCGUGCCCCUGCCCGUCGUCGUCGCCGGCGUGAGUCUGUACACGGCCAUGCAAGAGGCCCGGCAGGCGUCCCGCGAGGGCCAGAAAACCCAGCACAUGCCCUGGCUCACCGUGACGUUUAUCAUGGUCGUGCGGUUUGUCCUGUGGCCCGCGGCGUCCAUCUACUUUAUAUUCCUGCUUGCGUCAAAGUCGACCGUGCUGGGCCCGGACCCGAUGUUGUGGUUUGCCAUGAUGUUGAUGCCCACCGGCCCUCCCGCGAUGAAAUUGAUCACGCUCGUCCAAGUCAGCGACGCCGAGGAGGAAGACGAACGCAACAUUGCCAAAUUAUUGACUAUCUCGUACCUCAUCUCGCCCAUCUUGAGUUUCACCGUCGUUGGAGGGCUGAGGGCCUCUCAGGCGGCGAUUCCGUCAUGA
Fonsecaea nubica is the source of this 1461-nucleotide messenger RNA. RefSeq lists its product as hypothetical. The transcript is spliced from 3 exons. Gene Ontology annotation, cellular component: membrane; endoplasmic reticulum. Lineage: Eukaryota; Fungi; Ascomycota; Eurotiomycetes; Chaetothyriales; Herpotrichiellaceae. The record is from RefSeq and is a predicted model, not a curated record. The coding region runs from base 1 to 1461 and encodes 486 amino acids. Gene Ontology annotation, biological process: transmembrane transport.